AUGAAAGUGUUGGCCCCGACAAACGAAAAUGCAGGCCCUCUGGGGGGCUUUUCGGGUACCAGCUCCAUUCCCUCGGCCAUUGAAGAGCACGAAACAGGAGCUGCCAACACUAGAGUCCCGGAAGAGCAUGACACGGGUACUGCCAAUGUGGACCUCUGGCGCAUUCUGGAGAUGAACGGGACCAUCGCUGACGUGACGGUGGCCAGCCUGUUGUGCCAGUGCGUGAUGAAGGUGCACCAGUGCGGCCUCGGCGGUGGCUUCUUCUCCGUCUACUACAACCGCGCCACUCAAAAAGCGACGGCCUUCAAUGCACGCGAGUGGGCACCCUUGGCCGCCUGGUCCAACAUGUUUCUGGCCAACAGAACUCUCUCAUCCUACGGCUUCCUUGCAGCAGCUGUGCCUGGAGAGCUCAUGGGCUACCGCAGUAUGCUGGACAAUAUUGGCUCACGCGUUCCAUGGCCAGAACUGUUCAAGGAUGCCGAAGCACUUGCACGCAAUGGAUUUCUAGUCGACGCCGACUUGGAACGCUUACUCAAGGAGAAUGAAAAGGCCAUCAUCGCUGACGAGGCGCUCUGCGAAGUGUUCUGCAGCCGAUUGAACCCCGAGAACAGGACGACGAUGGUCAUCAACGAGACCCUCCGGAUGCCAGUGCUGGCCGAUACCUUGGCUACCAUUGCUCGGGAAGGCCAUCAAGCCUUCUAUGGUGGCUCUGUGGGCAAGAUGUUUGCUGAUGACAUACAAAGAAACGGUGGUGUGAUCACGCUCCAGGACCUUAAGUCUUACACCGUCAGGGUGGAGGACGCUAUCCGGCGUGUACUCCACGACAACAUCACCGUGUUGGUGCCACCACCUCCUGCCGGUGGCAUCUUGGCAGCGUUCAUGCUCGCGGUGAUGGAUAGCUACCGAAAUCCCGAGGCGCCCACUGUGAAGAGCUUGCCCGACAACGACGAGACCUUCCACCGGCUCAUCGAGGUCACCAAGUUCGCCUUCGCGGGGCGUAUGGAAUUAGGAGACCCGGACCAUGUCGAUAUUGGGGCCGUACUGAAGAACAUCUCCUCUUCCUCGUUCCUGUCUGAGGUACGCUCGAAGAUCAAAGAAUACCCGGUAAGCGACCACCGCUACUACGGGCUGCGCUACCAAGGCAGAGAGAGCCACAGCUCGAGUCAGUUUGUCAUCAUCAUGCCGGACGGCGACGCGCUGGCUGUAAUGAGCACCCUCAACAGAGAUUUUGGGGCGCUGGCCAUCUCACCGUCGACUGGCGUGAUGCUCAACAACGAAAUGGACGACUUCGCGAAUCCUGGCACCGCGAACACGUUCGGCCUCGUGUCCAGCUCCACCAAUUACAUCCGGCCCAAGAAACGACCCACAUCUUCGAUGUCGCCACUCGUGAUAACAGACGCCGACGGCAACGUCAUCAUGGCCACCACGUCCACCGGCGCCUUCUUCAUUUGCACCGGACUGACGCAGGUGCGCCUUAUAAGGAAGGGGGCAACCGCCGCGAACGAAAUGCCUUGGGUGCAGCGCAAGUCAGACAAGUUUUGUGUGUUUUGCUAAUUAGAUAAUUCGUUAUUAUU
Molecule: messenger RNA, 1574 nt
Organism: Dermacentor silvarum
Lineage: Eukaryota; Metazoa; Arthropoda; Arachnida; Ixodida; Ixodidae
Product: glutathione hydrolase 1 proenzyme
Exons: 7
Coding region: 1-1554 (517 amino acids)
Biological process (GO): glutathione catabolic process
Cellular component (GO): plasma membrane
Molecular function (GO): glutathione gamma-glutamate hydrolase
Source: RefSeq, a predicted model, not a curated record